Molecule: messenger RNA, 2555 nt
Organism: Cajanus cajan (pigeon pea)
Lineage: Eukaryota; Viridiplantae; Streptophyta; Magnoliopsida; Fabales; Fabaceae
Product: F-box protein At5g39450
Molecular function (GO): protein binding
Source: RefSeq, a predicted model, not a curated record
GUGUCAGGUGUGGGCUCAGUCCUUGGACUUUGGUGCGUCUUGGCAUCUACUUUAAGCUUCCUAUUCAACACUUGUUGCGAGUGACUGUCACAACCGAGAAAAAACAAGACAACGAUGCAACCAACGCUCCCUCUUCCCUCUCCUUGUUACCUUCAUCACCCUCAUUGGACAAACCAAAUCACUUGAACCUCCUCGCUUUUUCACCCACUUUUUCAUUCCUCUUUGCCAAACCCAAUAAUUCAAUCUCCCUUUUCACUAUCAACCGCAAGUACAAGGGUUUUCUUCCCCUCAACAAGAUAUUCUUUUUGGGAGAGACUCCUGUUUGAAGCAUUGUGAGAUACUAAAAGGGGCACAUCUCUCAUAAAAAUCCAAACUUGAUUCGCUAUUUUGUGAGAGUAUAGCUAUUCCGUUGGAUUAUUAGCAAUUUUUUUUUUUGUUGGGUCGGCAUGGGGCCUGAACAUGGUGAUUCGAACAUGCUUUCGUUUCUGCCCGAUGAUGUUUUCGCCAUCGUUUCCCGGUUCCUGUCGCCGAGAGACGUGUGCAAUUUGUGUCUGUGUUGCAAGAGUUUAAACGCUCUUGUGGCCUCUGAGAAGCUCUGGCUCUCGCAAUGUGACGUUUUGGGCAUAGUGCCCCAUAAGGAUCUCGUGGAAUGGCGAAAGGGUGUGGCUUCUUACAAAGCGCUUUGUCGUUUCCUGAUGAGUGUUCAGCCCUUGAUUGGGAUAUGGGUUCAUCAGAAUCCCGAGCUUGGGAACGUGGUGUAUGCUAUGCCUGGUUUUGUUUCUGUUGUUGGUUGCAGGAUAAUUCCCCAGGAGCUUGGUCCUUUGGGGAUUGAAGAGGGUCCCAUACUGUGGGCUUCUGUGUUUGAGGUUAUUAGUGAUUUCGAUGGUUCCAUGAUGUUUUUUCUUCAUGGAAGGGAUAAGGGGGUUAAUUUUGUUUAUCCGGGUUCGGUCAGGCCUAUAGACAAGUCCUGCAAUGUGCUAUUGCUCGAGGUUGAGCCUGUGGGAUGUAAGAGUGUUAGUGCUUUGUUGCAGAGUAAAAGCUCGCACCACUCUGGCGGCGGGGAGUCGUCAAGGAAGGUUUGUAGGUCGAAUAGCGAUGUUUCUAGUUCACAAAGGGUGGUUGGAAAUGGGGAUGGGGUGGUUACCUUUGGGAAGUUAGCGUUUAGUGAUAGGAGAAAGUUGCUUGAGGUUACUACUAGCGAAGUUCGAGUAAGGGUUCCGGAUAAGAUGGUUGGGCCUUUGUUUCCCGGGGUGAGGGAUGAUGAGGAGACUUUUCAGAAGGAUUUGGUGCUCCUGUGGGAAAGGAGAACAUUCCUCAGUCAAAUGUACAAGCUUGGUGGUGGUCAGAUUGAUGUUUUUAAGACGAGUUCUCAGGAGGCUGUUGGUCCAGUCCACUUAGAAUUGGAUGAUGUCAGGGCGAGUUUUGGCUUUUCAAGGUCUGUCUCUAAUCCUCUGCCUGAGGAGGAUCGUAACACUCAAUGCAUCAAGAGGAGAGGUCUUGGGGGAUAUGUCUGGAAUGGCAUUAAACAAAUGCUUGGAAGAUCAAAUUCCAUGAAUGGCAGUCAACCAGUUUCCAAGAAGAUUAUCUCAAGCGGCGAGAUUAGGCAGGCACGGCUUAAAGAAUUUCUUAGAUCAAGUGACACAAUAAGACUAUCGUUAAAAGCUUCGACUGUGAAGCUAUCUUCCUAUCGAGCAUGGCCAAAUAUGCACGACAGUCGGUUUGCGCUUUACAAGUUGCCAUUGCGAGUUCCCAGAGAUGACCAUGAAUAUGCUGGUUUAUGGGGAGGGACUUUUGGUUGGCCUCCCGGAAAGCCUUCUGAAGACAAGCCUUCAAAGGCCUUAUUCUUUCUUCUGCUAUCUUAUGAGGAGUUCCAGGGACAACAGCUUCUCAUUGCAACCAAAAUAUUGGAAGGCACCCACUAUGUCCUUCAUCCUAAUGGUUCAGCAAUGUUUAUAGCAAAUAUCAAUGAUCCUUCAUCUGAACCCUUUCCCUGGGACACUGAUGCAGACUCGGUUCCAGUGAAUAUCAAGCAUGUUUUCAUGGGGGAGGGUAUUGCAAGUGGUUAUGGGUUCAGAUACCCUGGCUCAAAGCCUGGUUCCCUCUUUGUUUUUGAAAAUGGCAUUCUUGCCUUCAUUUGGAAGGAGUCAAGAGCUGUUUUGACCUUGCAUAGACUUAAUUUGCAAGAACUUUUGAAGAAGGGUGAAAGGGUACAUUGUCUGCCUCCUGUUACUAAUUUUUCAUAUCUGACAAAGUCUUACUCUAACGUGUUUGCUGGGUUACCCAGUUCUUCAAAUUGUUUGCCUUCACCAAGGGAUGGAUAACACUAGUAUAUUAGUGGGCUUAGGAUGUAGUCCCAUAUUACUAUGAUCGACAAAGAAGCUAUAAAAGCUUCAUCGCUGUUGGUGGUUGUGGGAAUUGCAUUGCUUGUGGCUGUCUCAUGUUAUGUUUUCUUGUUGCUACUUCUUGUGAGACCAAAGAUGUAGGUAAUCUUUGUUAAGUAAUGAAUUUAUGAUGAAAAUAUGAAUUACUUUUGUUGUGAUUUAUCAUCUCAUGUU